Molecule: messenger RNA, 657 nt
Organism: Brenthis ino (lesser marbled fritillary)
Lineage: Eukaryota; Metazoa; Arthropoda; Insecta; Lepidoptera; Nymphalidae
Source: the annotation of a GenBank genome assembly
AUGCUCGUUGACUUAUUAGAACAUAAAUAUGGCAUUCUUCGAGAGGUGGCUGCUGAAAGUGCAUCCACUUUUCUUCGUGCAUUCAGAGCCAGACCUGAUGACGAUUCUUACGCGAUAGAUGAAUGGCCCACGCACCUAUGGCGAAACUCACUGCCGAAAAACUAUAGGCACAUUGCCAAAAAUGUAUCGACUGAAUGGUUAAAAUUAAGGUUUCAAUAUUUAGCAUUAACACCAGAUGUGAUACAUCUAUUAGAAACGUUAAGGGAGGAUUACCUACUCGGUUUGAUCACGAACGGGCCGUCUCGGGCUCAGUGGCAGAAAAUCGAGCGUUUGGGACUUCGCAAGUACUUUGACUGUGUGCUGGUCUCCGGGGACCUGCCCUGGGAGAAGCCCGAUCAAAAUAUCUUCUUAGAAGCCUGCAAGCUGCUCAAUGUUGAAGCAAGGACAUGUAUAAUGGUCGGAGAUAAGCUAGAGACCGAUAUAAAGGGUGGUAUAGAAGCAGAAUUAGGGGGUACAGUUUGGAUUCCAUUGCAAUUUGAUCAAAUGGACUCCGAUCUACCCGACUUCAAGAUACAGUAUGUGACAGAGUUACCAGAAGUUCUUCCAAACUCACCAAAGCUAAAGAAGAAAUCUGCACAACAAUCUAACAUAAUAUGU